UCUCGUUGUUGGAUUAAGCAGAAAAGAAAAGAAAAAGCAUUCCCAAAUUUGAUGUGUUCUUGUUGCCUUUGAAGAAGGGGGUGGUGUAACUAGAAAUUGAAACCAUUACAUUAUGGAUUUGGAUACCUAUAGACAAACUUCCUAUGAUGGUCUUGGCUUUGGAAUAUUAUGGGGUGUGAGUGGUGCACUGGUGAAGGCUAAGUUCAAGAAUGGUGGAAGUGGUGCCGAGUUAUGGUUCGCUUGCAUGGUUGGACCUGUAGGCAUGUGGAUUCGAUGGUUCUUAGCUCGGCUCAAUGAUCGUGGAUUAGGAAGGGCAGGGUUGUUUAAAUGGAUGCCAUUUGGAACUCUUAUUACCAAUGUAUUAGCUGCUUGUGUAAUGGCUGCACUUUCCACCGUAAAGGAAGUAGUCAAUACCAAAGAUUGUGACACUAUUGUAAUCGGAACACAGUUAGGUCUCUUGGGGUGUUUGAGUACUGUCUCAACUUUUGCAGCUGAGUUCAAUGCAAUGAAAGAAAGCAAUCAUCCUUGGAGAGCCUAUGUGUAUGCCAUUAUCACAAUGUGUGCCUCAUUUGUCCUUGGAAUCUUGAUCUACUAUGUACCUGUUUGGGCAACGGGAUAUGACACUAGCACAUAACAAUUGGGGCAUAGCAGAAGGCAAUAUCUACUUUUGACCUUUGGACAGUGUGUUUGUUGGUGGAAAAGUCCAAGUUUGACCACAAGAUCCUUCUUAAUUUUAG
Molecule: messenger RNA, 737 nt
Organism: Arachis ipaensis
Lineage: Eukaryota; Viridiplantae; Streptophyta; Magnoliopsida; Fabales; Fabaceae
Source: RefSeq, a predicted model, not a curated record